AUACACUGAGCAAGUAAUGAAGUGAUAGUUGUUGCAGGUUGUUGAUAAGGAUUUUUUGUUGUUAGGCGUAAACCAAAUGUUUCUUGGAUUAACAAGAAAUAUAGCUAGGAUCCCGGGAAAGAAUAAGGCAUUACAAAUAAUACAGCGGACUAAGAUGGAUCAAACUUGUGCGAUACAGUCAAUAAAGGCGUGCAUACCGCCUUUAGACGAUUCGAAACACAAAGGUCAAGCAGGUCGGAUUGGAAUAGUUGGGGGCUCUCUAGAAUAUACAGGAGCUCCUUACUUUGCGGGAAUCAGCGCCCUCAAAGUCGGAGCAGACCUAGCGCACAUAUUUUGCACUAAAUCAGCUGCUACUGUCAUAAAAUCCUACAGUCCUGAGUUGAUAGUUCACCCUUUACUGGAUGAAACAGAUGCUGUACAGAAAAUAUCACCAUGGCUUGAUAGGUUACAUGCUAUAGUAAUAGGACCAGGGUUAGGAAGAGAGUCAACUACAUUUCAAGUAGUAACAGAAAUGAUAAACACAAUCAAAGAAAAGAAAAUACCUUUAGUAAUAGAUGCUGAUGGUCUAUUUCUAAUAACAGAAAAGCCUGACUUGAUAAAGGGGUUCUCAUCCCCUGUGAUACUGACUCCAAAUAAAAUUGAGUUUGAAAGACUGUGCAAUAAAGUGAAUGGGCAAACUGGUUUGACCCAGUUAGGAAGAAAUGUAGUGGUUAUGAAGAAGGGUGCUAUAGAUGAAGUUUUUAGUGUUUAUCCUGAAGUUCAAUGGAAAUCGAACUUGGGAGGGUCUGGUCGACGAUGUGGUGGGCAGGGUGACUUACUAUCGGGAUCUAUUGCUACUUUUUUACAUUGGAUGUUAGAUAACAUUGAUAAUAUCAACAUUAAAACAGAGAAUAAAGAUCUGGCUGCAGCGUCACUGUCUUGCUAUGCAGCAUCACGUAUGGUUAGAAUGUGCAAUGAAAAGGCAUUCAAAGUGAAGGGCCGGAGCAUGCUAGCAUCUAAUAUGAUUGAAUAUAUUCAUGAAGCCUUUGAAGAACUCUAUGAAAAUAAGUAAAAACUUGGGCUAAGGAACAAAACAAAAGAGUAAAAGAUUGAGAAUAAUACUUGGGAAUGUUUUUGGUGCAUUUAAUUAUUGUUAAGUUUAAGUAAAUUUAUUAUGUUAUCAAAUCAAAAUAUAUUCAAGUUUGUGAUACUGAAA
Messenger RNA from Ostrinia furnacalis (Asian corn borer), 1195 nucleotides. It is a transcript of the gene Naxd, whose product is annotated as NAD(P)HX dehydratase. Gene Ontology annotation, biological process: metabolite repair. Bases 77 to 1051 code for a protein of 324 amino acids. Gene Ontology annotation, molecular function: ATP-dependent NAD(P)H-hydrate dehydratase activity. Lineage: Eukaryota; Metazoa; Arthropoda; Insecta; Lepidoptera; Crambidae. The record is from RefSeq and is a predicted model, not a curated record. The transcript is spliced from 2 exons.